AUUCAGGGGCACUUGCAGCAAUGGAUCCCACUGAUACCACCAAGCGGAAGCCCAGACGCACCCACGGCACACCAUCCUAUAAGUACCGCAAUCGAUUCGCCUACGCCCUCUUGGCCGCCGGAACUGCGCUCUUCGGCAUUUGGAGCCUGACUCCCAUUCAGCGCAUUGCCAACGAGAAGCUAUCCCAGGCAGUGGCUCAAACGGAGCAGGAGCGCGAUAGAAAAGGACUCUUCCAGUUCGCCGCUCCAAGGACUUCGGAUUUCAUCAAGGAGGCCAUCGAGGAGAGUGAGGAGCAGAGGAACAAAUAAUGGAUCGCAAGACGCGGCGGGUGAACUUCAAAAACCUGCAACCUCGAUCGACGCGAAGCACCAAAGCAACCACAGACACAUUAUCGCUAUCCAACUUC
Molecule: messenger RNA, 406 nt
Organism: Drosophila erecta
Lineage: Eukaryota; Metazoa; Arthropoda; Insecta; Diptera; Drosophilidae
Exons: 3
Coding region: 21-308 (95 amino acids)
Source: RefSeq, a predicted model, not a curated record